AUGGCGAAUAUCAGAGCCUUCAACCCCGAGAUCCCUCAGGAAGAAGUCGAUCGAUUGUUCCAGAAGCUGAAAGACACGCGGUCGCCCACGGAGCCAAUCGUGCCUGAUGCGGGGAAGACUAUGGGGCUCACGGUUCACUUUAUCCAUGAGAAGGCUCGAGUGCGCACAGAGAAGACGAUACCCUUGCGUCUGUGGCUGACAAAGUCCAAAUUUCAAAACGUGAUGAAGCCUUUGCUGGAGCCGCGAGACGAGAAUGAUCCGGUCUUCAAUCUUUCUCAAGGCCCGCCAAGGGGUUGGACGUUGCAAGAUACGGCACGCAUAUACGAUGCGCUCAUGAAGCGCCUUGGCUAUGAUAGCUACGCUGCGCAGGGCGAUGCUUGCAAAGUCGUUCAUACAAACAUGUGCCCAGGAGCUCCACCAGAAGGCUACAAACUGAGCGAGCGAGAAAAGACCUCCCUGAUUGCGCUCACUCGGAACGGCCGUGCUGGAGAACGAGCAAUUCAUGAAAACGGCCUCUGCACGACGCUGAGCCUGUACUUCUUCACUUCAUCGUCGAUCAUGACUUCGAUGCUCUGCUAUUACAACAACGUCCGCCAUGAGGUGUACACCGAGUUUAAUGCAAGGGAGGAGAACCUGAUUAUGGUGCCGUUGGGUGUGAGCAGUUUUCCUUUCGACGCGUAUCCGGUGUUCAAGGCGGCGCCGGAGACGACAACGACGAACCUGAAAGAUUUCGGUGGUCAUUUCGCUUGCAUGGAGUGUCUGAACGAGAUGGUGAGCGACAUGCGAGAAUUCUUUGGACGGUUUUAA
Trematosphaeria pertusa is the source of this 807-nucleotide messenger RNA. RefSeq names its product alpha/beta-hydrolase. The coding region runs from base 1 to 807 and encodes 268 amino acids. Gene Ontology annotation, molecular function: epoxide hydrolase activity. The transcript has 7 exons. Lineage: Eukaryota; Fungi; Ascomycota; Dothideomycetes; Pleosporales; Trematosphaeriaceae. Gene Ontology annotation, biological process: epoxide metabolic process. The record is from RefSeq and is a predicted model, not a curated record.